GUCAGUACUGCAUCCACAGAGGAGGAGAGGGGGAGAGGGCCACACAGCAGCACUGCCGGCCACAAUAAAGCCCGAGUUUGCAGAGAGACACGGGGGCUUACAGGACGAAUCUGUGAUCAUUUCUGCAGCGUUUUCUGGACUGUGUAGUCUUGCGCUUUUGCUGCCAUCAGUCUCCGGGCUGCAGGAGGAGAAGCUGGGGAGGACUCGCCUCCCUGAAAAAGCCCGAUCUGUCGGUGGCGGAAGGGACGUGAUAUGAACCCCUCGUCGGCUUGAACGGCGGUGCAGCUGAAUAUCCCCGUUUUCCAGAGGAUCGGGAGGACAUUUUAAACCUUUAACCUGCAGCUGAAGGCCCGAGAAAUAUCCACAGAACCUGCAGCGAUGCCCGGGUUUGACUACAAGUUUCUGGAAAAGCCAAAGAGACGGUUCCAGUGUCCGCUCUGCAGCAAGGCGAUGCGGGAGCCGGUCCAAGUGUCUACCUGCGGACACCGUUUCUGUGACACCUGUCUGCAAGAAUUUCUAAGUGAGGGCGUCUUCAAGUGUCCAGAGGAUCAGCUGCCGUUGGACUAUGCCAAGAUCUACCCAGAUCCAGAGCUGGAGCAGCAGAUCCUGGCUCUGCCCAUCCGCUGCAUCCACAGUGAGGAGGGCUGCCGCUGGACCGGCCAGAUGAAGCAACUGCAGGGCCACUUCUCCACCUGCGCCUUCAAUGUGAUACCCUGCCCCAAUCGCUGCUCCGUCAAGCUGACGCGCCGCGACUUGCCCGACCACCUGCAGCACGACUGCCCCAAGCGUAAGGUCAAGUGCGAGUUUUGUGGCAGCGAGUUCACCGGUGAAGCCUAUGAGAACCACCAGGGUGUGUGUCCUCAGGAGAGUGUUUACUGUGAGAACAAGUGUGGGGCGAGGAUGAUGCGUCGUCUGCUGUCCCAACACAGCAUGGCCGAGUGUCCCAAACGCACACAACCCUGCAAGUACUGCGGCAAGGAGUUUGUGUUUGACACAAUCCAGAACCACCAGUACCACUGCCCUCGGUUUCCUGUCCAGUGCCCAAACCAGUGCGGUACACCCAACAUCGCCCGGGAGGACCUGGCCAACCAUGUGAAGGACAACUGCGGCAGUGCGCUCGUUCUCUGUCCCUUCAAAGACGCCGGCUGCAAACACAGAUGCCCCAAACUGGCCAUCGGCCGCCACCUGGAAGACACCACUAAGUCUCACCUGACUAUGAUGUGUAACCUGGUGGGUCGCCAGCGGCAGGAGAUCCUGGAGCUGCGGAGGGAGAUGGAGGAGCUGUCCGUCAGUCACGACGGCGUCCUCAUCUGGAAACUCAACGACUACUCGCGUAAACUCCAGGAGGCCAAACUCCGAAGCAACCACGAGUUCUUCAGCCCGCCCUUUUACACUCACCGCUACGGCUACAAGCUGCAGGUGUCGGCGUUCCUGAACGGUAACGGCAGCGGCGAGGGCUCCCACCUCUCCGUCUAUAUCCGCGUGCUGCCCGGAGAAUACGACAACCUGCUGGAGUGGCCCUUCUCCUACAAGGUGACUUUCUCCAUCCUGGACCAGAGUGACCCGUCGCUUUCCAAACCCCAGCACAUCACCGAGACCUUCAACCCCGACCCCAACUGGAAGAACUUCCAGAAGCCCUGCAGCAGCCGCAACUCGCUGGACGAGAGCACCCUUGGCUUUGGCUACCCCAAGUUCAUCUCGCACGAGGAGAUCAAGAAGAGGAACUACAUCCGAGACAACUGCAUCUUCAUCAAGGCUUCUAUAGAGAUUCCCCAGAAGAUAAUGGCUUAAGAUCUGAGCUUUGUUUUCUUUUUAUGAAGGAGAAAGAUAGGUUAAAGACUGAAGUGACACUUAACCUUGAAAACUUCUACACACUUACCCUUUAGAUACUUUCUGCCCUUAUAGCCUCUCCACCACAGAGCUUGACGCAAGUCUGUUUGGCUGUGUGAGCUGAAUCGGAGGACUUGAUCUAUCACAGAGGAGAAAGUGUUUGGUCUGCAGAACCAUCACUCUCUGUUUCUUUCUAUUACUUUUUUUUUUUUUUUUUUUUUUUUUGUUAAAUCUGUUUGCUGACCUUUUAUCACAGUCUACAACACAAAGCCUUGGAAAUCAAACAGUGCCUAGAGAGUUUAUCUUAAGUUAUAUUUUUGUUGUUAUUUCCGCAGUACAGAUGCUAAAGAUUAUGGAAACGAUAUAAAAUAAGGGUGAAGGGCCUCACUAAGCCUCUGCACUUAGAGUAGAGAGAAAGUUAAAGGCUGUUUAGAGACGUCCUGUUUUAUCUGGAGUGAGGGAGCUCUGCAGACUCAUGCUCAAGCCCAACUGCCUUUUGUUUACAUGCCCGUACAGUAUACUCCCACUGAUCCCUUAACAAACACAGAGCCCUUGGUAAGAGACUACUUAUGAGUCGAUGUUUUCAGGUGAUUUUUGGUUUAAAGGAACAAUUUCACAUUUGAACUGAGAAGUUCGUCACCACUUUCAUAUCUGUGUGUUAAAUAUGAAGCUACGCCCUGCAGUCAGUUAGCUUAGCUUAGCAUAUUUUAGCAUAGCAAGACAUAAAAACAGGGGGAUACAGCUAGCCUUGCUCUAUCCAAAAGUUUAUACGUGUUCAACAAACAAGAUUUAACAUGUUAGCUAAUGAACUUUAGAGAUGCUGGUAGGCAGAUUUUGUUACCUUACCUUAACAGAACCAGGCUAGCUGUUUCACCCUGUUUCCAGUCUAUACGCUAAGCUAAGCCCAGUGACUGCAGGCUGAAGCUCCGUAAUUAAAAGACUAGUUUGAUAUUCGGGGGAAUACGCCUAUUUGCUUUCUUACCAAGAGUUAGAUGAGAAGAUCGAUAACACUCUCGUGUCUGUGCGCUUCAGGAGCGUGGCGACGUACUAAACACAGACUUCAUAGUGGCCCUUUGAGGCUUCGUAUCUAUUGUGGUGUCCGCCAGUAGGAGAGAAAAAAAAAGCACCUUUCGUUGGUCUUCAGAUGAGCAGACAAAGAGGCCAGUUGUCACAGUACACGUGCAUUUAAUAGUGAAGGAAAAGCCAUGUGGCCUUUUUAUACAGUAUGUCUUCGCAUGAGGGUUUUAGGGGUGAGCAGGGCAACAUAAACACAUGCAUGCUUCAUGUGCUACCACCUGGACCACAUUUUUGUACUGUAACCUGUAUUCUUGAAAUCCUCUCCCGUUGAUGGCUAUUUUGUCUCUUUUUUUUGGACCAUUUGAAAGUUGACAAAUUGUCAAAGAGAAAAGUUUUUUUUGUUUGUUUGUUUUUAUAUACAAAAAAUGUGAACACUGUUGGUAAUGUAACCUAUAAAGACAAUGAACACUUGGCUGUGAAGUGUAUUGUUUUACAUAGCCCGGGCUAUGGAUGGUGCACGGAGGCUGUUAAUGACACCGUCUUUUCAAUAUAUGUCGGUGUCUUGGGACGCACUGCACCUUUGCCGUUACCACUGGUGGUAUCACCGGUGUCUAUUUUCAGCUCGGCAUACAAUGUGACGACGAGGAUGUCGGUUGGAGGGAAGCAGCCCUGUGUGAUAUACCUGUCUCCAUCACAGCACCAUCAGAGGGAUGGAGGACUUUGAUGAUACAAUACACUCAUGAUGUAUGUGAAUACUAAUGUAAAAAUGCAGAAGCACAUUCUGUCUUUUUAUUACUAUACAUGGAAAAAUUCCUGAUUUCUUGUCAUAAUACCAGCUGAUAUUUUACAGUGAUUUAAAGAAGUGAGAAGAUAAAACUUUUUUUGUAAGAUUCUGUAUUUUUAAAAAUACUUAGCUGUUUUAUACAAACACUUUUCGUUGGAGAGUCGGGGUUGACUUUGGGAACUUUCAGACCCUUUCGUCUCUUGGACAUUUGGAUGAUUUGUUUGUCCGUGUGGUUUGAGCCUCACAUAUUCUGUCUGUAUUAUUUCCUCUUAAAAGUAUUUAUUUUAAGGAGCCGUCGUGUGAGUUUUCACAGAUGGCACAAAUGUUUUAAUAUGUUGACUGAUGAGUGCUUGUCAAUUUCUUAAUUGA
This is a messenger RNA of Seriola dumerili (greater amberjack), 4000 nucleotides long. It is a transcript of the gene traf4a, whose product is annotated as TNF receptor associated factor 4. Gene Ontology annotation, molecular function: zinc ion binding; protein binding. Gene Ontology annotation, biological process: signal transduction; regulation of apoptotic process; positive regulation of JNK cascade. The coding region runs from base 379 to 1791 and encodes 470 amino acids. Lineage: Eukaryota; Metazoa; Chordata; Actinopteri; Carangiformes; Carangidae. The record is from RefSeq and is a predicted model, not a curated record. The transcript is spliced from 7 exons.